AGAAGGGCUCAUGCGAGGAAAUUAUGAUUUAUGAUGUUGGGGAACCUGAUUAUCAAAUCAGCGCUAAUCUUAUAGCUUGGUUGUGAAUUGUGAUCUCUAACAAGAAGCAUAAACAUGACAAGCGAAGGCUCAUGCGAGCGGCUGCAGCGGGCGCUAUUGGAAUGCCACCGUCGAAUCCCGGCAGGUCCUAGCCGCGACUCAGCUUGCCGUCACCUUAACCACGCCUUGGCCAACUGCCUUGUUUUUCUCUCCUGCCCUCAUGAAUCCGAGGCGGUGCGCACCCUCUGCUCCAGCGCUGGCACCGCUCUCAAGCGCUCCCAGUGCCAACAGGCUCAACUCUCUCUCUCCCUUUGCCUCUCUUCUCAUCAGCAAUAGUUUGUUGUAACUCUUCCGCCCCCAAACUGCCAAACAUCCCUAACACUCUGUUGAAUGUUUCUUAUUCUGAAUUAUAUACAUACCUUACCGUUGUUUCACCUUUGAAAUAUCAUGAAUCCAAAUUCUAUGAAAGUGUGCUGAUUCGAUGUAACUAACCCUCUGCUGCCAAUUUUUUUGUCAGGAAAAUGUUCUUCCCUAGUUCCCUUUAACUCAUUCCCAAUUUUAUCCUCCUGCUUUUUGAAACCCUAAUAUUUCUCUCUUUCUCUAGUACAAUGCGUACUGAAUGAUGAUGGCCCAAAUUCAUUUCCCGAACUCUGCAGAAUGCCGAAUUUGGUGCUGCUUCUCUGUUGCAGGACAUUGCCUUCUGCAAGAUCAAGAAUGUGAGUCUCAUGUUGUACAAAUGAAUUCCAAGGUCUUGCUCAAAGCCUAGAUGAUUAUUUCGAAUUUUUGGGGUCACUUUCAUGGUGCGCUUUUUCAGCUGAAAUACGUAGGUAGCAUUCGGUAGAAUUCAUAAAGAAGGAAAGCAAGGAAAUUGUCUUUGACAUUGUGGCGUUAAACGCCGUUGGACCAUGGAACCCUCACAUUCUUUUCUGGAUGUGUGGCGCUAAACGCACUAGCCUCACCGUUCCUCCCUGCCUUAGUGGCGCUAACUAAUUGUAUCUCAUGGUGAACUGGAUAAAUAUCAAAACUCUGAAUUUUAGUUGAGCGUUACUUCACUGCGAAAAAAGAAUCAAAUUAAACCAAUAGAAACUAGCUGCUAGAUCUGUUAGCAAAGUGAAAAUGUACCAUCCCAUGGCAAACUGAUGUAGCUUGCUCCUUGGGUCUCUA
Arachis duranensis is the source of this 1203-nucleotide messenger RNA. RefSeq lists its product as uncharacterized. The transcript is spliced from 3 exons. NCBI's taxonomy places the organism in Eukaryota, Viridiplantae, Streptophyta, Magnoliopsida, Fabales, Fabaceae. The coding region runs from base 115 to 375 and encodes 86 amino acids. The record is from RefSeq and is a predicted model, not a curated record.